AUGCGUUCCACCCAACACGGCGACAUCAUCGCCCCGGUGAAGCGACUGGAGGCUGAUGCGCGCCAUUGGUCGAUUUUGUACCCGUCGCUGAAGCUCGGCGGGAACUGGAGCAACAUAUUUCUGUCAAGAGCCCUCGUGCCUUCCCUCGCGGCCAUCAACGCCGCAGUCUGUCAAGGCUCUUCUUCGCUCGCCGGGGUCCCCCUUAAGGACUCUGGGGAAGAAGCUGAGCCUGACGGGCUUGUCUGUGCGGAGUCGGAAGACUUCGCCAGAUGGAGGGAAGGGCACGAGGCUGAAGAAUCACGGAAGCCGUUUGAAUUUGACGUGAAUCUGGCCCUGGACAUUGUCCGAAAUCACCCAAAUUCCUCCUGUCCGAACAGCGACCCAGUCAAGCACCCUCCCUCCACCGACAUCAUGAAGACUGCACGAGACGAUGAGAAGACCAUCAAACCUGCCCGAUCUCUCAUAAUGUUACCGCCAAACCACUCCACCCAACCUCACGCCAUGCCACUCUCAUCUCCUCCACAAAGUACCAACAAAGGCAGACUCCCCGUGCAGAAGCAGCACACAGUCAUCGAAGCACCCUUUUCCCAUCUGACGAGAAUCCCUGCACCAGACAUCAGUCAGCAUCCAAUGAACCAGCCUAAUCCCUUUACUUCCACCAGCGACGCGCCUUCCCUGAUCAGCACGACCAAGAAAGAGGAAAUCAAGCGACUGGUGAAAGAGGCCAGACGACGAUUUGACGAAAAGGAACGCGAAGCUGAGCGCGACGAGGUUGAACGCGAAAAGGCUGAACGUGAAGCUGAUCUGCAAAGCAGAAUCAAGUUCGACACAGUGCCGAUGCCUGGAAACGCGUUUGUUAGAGGGAACUACGAUAAUGGCAAAAUCCAAGACAACCCAUUCAGUGCGAAGGCAGUUGGCGCCGCAGACUCAGCCAGCCCAAACACUCCAGAGCCGUUUGCUUGCCGACCCAUCGCGCCUCGUCCUGUGCCACGAAAAAGCUCUGACACAGCGAACACUUACAAUCUCAGCAACAACCUGUCAGCGUUCCAACUUGGUGCCGAGAAUGUCCAGAAUGACCUCUUCACCGUCUCCACUGAAGGUUCACCAAUGGCUGGCACAUCCACCCCGGGCAGGGCUACUGUUGGUAGCAGCAAGUCGGUUGUAACACCACUUUCAGAGGGACUUGAGCACAAGAAGACUGGUUUACGCAAAGUCACCGAUCUGUUCAAGACAAAAUCCGAGAAGCCUCAGCCCGACUCUGCCUCGCCACAGAACACUGACAUGCUUCACCGACCUGAUCUCGAACGUUACUUGCGCACUACCACCAACAAUCACAGCUACGAUUAUGAUCAAGGACAGCCAUAUUCGCGUCAUCCAAACACAAGCCGGGCCUGGCACUCUCGCAAUCUCAAAUGCACCACUUGCCUCGACCACUGCUGUGCUGUCUGCGGUCGCGCAUGCUGUGCCUACAAAGCCGCUGCACUGGCCGUCAAGAUCCACAAAGACAACCCAGAAUCGCUCAAGAUGGCAGAAGAGAGACUCCUCCAGAUCGCUUUCCUCUUCCCAUAUGGCCAAGAGGCACCUACUUUCCUCCAAUGCACCAAAGGUGGCGAGAUCGGCUGCGGCAAGAUGGUCUGCCCGGACUGUUGUGGAGAAUGCCCCAAUCCGAUCUGCAAGGACAUCCAGUGCCGAAAAUGCAAGAAGAACCCGUGGGCGGAAUGCUUGUGGCAUGAUGAGGAUAUGAAUCGCCGCGCUCUAUGA
Messenger RNA from Fonsecaea monophora, 1761 nucleotides. RefSeq lists its product as hypothetical. Lineage: Eukaryota; Fungi; Ascomycota; Eurotiomycetes; Chaetothyriales; Herpotrichiellaceae. Bases 1 to 1761 code for a protein of 586 amino acids. The record is from RefSeq and is a predicted model, not a curated record. The transcript has 4 exons.